AUGUUCAAAAACACAUUCCAGAGCGGCUUCUUGUCCAUCUUAUACAGCAUCGGCAGCAAACCGCUUCAGAUAUGGGACAAGAAGGUGAGAAAUGGUCACAUCAAGAAAGUCACUGACAAUGACAUACACUCAAAUGUGUUAGAGAUUGAAGGAGCGAACGUCAGUACCACCUACAUAACAUGUCCUGCAGACCCCAAGAAGACACUGGGCAUCAAACUUCCUUUUUUGGUCAUGAUAAUUAAGAAUCUCAAGAAGUAUUUCACAUUUGAAGUUCAGGUGUUGGAUGACAAAAACGUUCGGCGGCGAUUUCGUGCCAGUAACUAUCAGAGCAUGACUCGAGUGAAGCCGUUUAUCUGCACCAUGCCCAUGAGGCUGGAUGANAUCUCUCAAAUGAACUAG
Messenger RNA from Stegastes partitus (bicolor damselfish), 399 nucleotides. RefSeq names its product cilia and flagella associated protein 20 (gene cfap20). The transcript has 4 exons. Bases 1 to 399 code for a protein of 132 amino acids. The record is from RefSeq and is a predicted model, not a curated record. NCBI's taxonomy places the organism in Eukaryota, Metazoa, Chordata, Actinopteri, Pomacentridae.